AUGGACGACCCAUUUGAACAGGUUCUGAGUGAUACCCACGAGCAGACGAAUCGUUUGAUACAAUACUUGGACGGGAACCAUGAAAUUGACGACGAGAUAAGGGACAUAUUCACAGAUUUGGAAGAAACGGUGCGAGAGCUGGAUUCCAGCAUCCUGGUGAUGAAAAGAGACGGCUAUGUGAACGACGAUUUGAUCAUGGAGCGGGAAGAGCGGAUGCAGGCUCUGAAACGCGACGUAGCGCGCCUGAAGGCGCAAAUACCGAGCCAGCGGGCCCUGGAAAACCCUGCUUCGAACCUGGACUUUGAUGUAUCAUCAUCUUCUGAGACGUCUGACCUGCAAACCAGCAAUCCCAUGCAACAGGAAAUGCUGCAAGAGCAGGAUCAGCAUUUAGACACGAUUCAACAAAGCAUGCGGAACCUGCAUUUGCAAGCGUCGACCAUGGGCCAGGAGCUCGAAGACCAGGGCGUGAUGCUGGACGAAAUGGACGGGAGUGUUGACAACGUCAUGAGCAAGUUGUCACGCGGGCGUCGGCAGUUAGAGUGGGUCUACGAGAAAAAUAAGGAGAAAUUCAACGAUUGCUGCAUAGGGCUGUUGAUCGUCGCACUCAUCGUGCUGCUGGUUUUGGCGUUCGUGCUGUAG
Molecule: messenger RNA, 639 nt
Organism: Lachancea meyersii CBS 8951
Lineage: Eukaryota; Fungi; Ascomycota; Saccharomycetes; Saccharomycetales; Saccharomycetaceae
Source: the annotation of a GenBank genome assembly